CGCAGCCGCCGCCAUGGACGCGCUAAAGGACAAGCUGACCUGUGCCAUCUGCCUGGAGCUCUACCUGGAGCCGGUGACGCUUCCCUGCGGCCACAACUUCUGCGGGGACUGCAUCCGGGAUUGGUGGGGCUGCCGCGACAAGGCGUGCCCCGAGUGCCGGGAGCACUUCCCCGACGGCGCCGAGCUGCGUCGCAAUGUGACCCUCAGCGGCGUGCUCGAGUUGAUGCGCGCCGGGCCUGCCCCGGCCCCCGGCUCCGACCCCGCCCCGGUUCCCGGCUCCGACCCCGACCCGGUUCCCGGCUCCGACCCCGACCCGGCCCCGGCCCCGGCUCCCGGCCCCGACCCCGCCCCGGCCCCCGGCUCCGGCCUGGGCGCGCGCUGUCCCCGGCACCGGCAGCCCCUGGAGCUCUUCUGUCGCACCGAGGGUCGCUGCGUGUGCAGCGCGUGCACCGUGUACGAGUGUCGCCUCCACGAGCGGGCGCUGCUGGACGCGGAGCGUCGGGAGCGCGAGGCCCAGCUGAGAGCCAUGCUGGAGGUCAGCCGGCAGCAGGCCGCCCAGGCGGAGAGCCAGCUAAAGGAACUGCAGGAGCAAAGCAACCAGAUCCAGAGCUCAGCCUGCACCCUGGCCUCCGCGGUCUCCAGCAAGUUCAGCUGCCUGCUGCAGAUCCUGGAGACGCGGCGGACCUUGGCGCUGACGGACAUCGAGGUGGCCAAGACACAGGCCCUGGCACAGGCUCGGGAUGGAGAACAGCGACUGCGGGGCCACCUGGAAGUCCUGGCCUGCCAUGACCGCAGGAUCCGGGACCUCCUGGAGCAGCCGGAUGACCAGACCUUCCUCCAGGAGUCACAGCUCCUGGCCCCUCCAGGCCGUCUUGGGCCCCUGACUCCUCUGCAGUGGGACGAAGAGCAGCAGCUGGCUGGCGUGGAGUCACUGAGCCGGCUGUGUGGCCUCCUCCUGGAUGAGGGGAGCCACCCCAGGGCACCUGCUGAGCCUGCUGAUUUGGGCCCCGUGGAGGCCCCAGGUCCCCUGGCACCAGUCCCAAGCCCGGUUUGUCCACUGAGGAGGAAGCUCUGGCAGAAUUAUCGCAAUCUGACCUUCGACCCAGACAGCGCCAAUUGCCACCUCUACCUGUCUCGGCAGGACCAACAGGUAAAGCACUGUCACAAGCCCCGGGACGUGGCCGGGCCACGCAGGUUCCAGCUCUGGCAGGUGCAGUGUGCCCAGAGCUUCCAGAACGGUCGACACUACUGGGAGGUGCGCACGUCUAACCACUCGGUGACGCUGGGCGUCGCCUAUCCAGAACUUUCACGGCACAAGCAGGGGCCCCACACGGACAACAUUGGGCGCGGGCCGAGCUCCUGGGGCCUCUGUGUUCAGGAGGACAGGGCCCAGGCCUGGCACAACGGGAAGGCCCAGCGGCUCCCCCGGGUGUCGGGGCGGCUCCUGGGCAUGGAUCUGGACCUGGCCUCUGGCCACCUCACCUUCUACAGCCUGGAGCCCAAGGCCCAGCCCCUGCAUACCUUCCACGCCAUGUUCACCCAGCCCCUCUGCCCCAUCUUCUGGCUCCUGGAGGGUAGGACUUUGACCCUGUGCCAUCGGCCUGAGGCCAAGCUCGCCCCCGGGCUCCAGGAAGAGGCCGCUGGGCCCAGCUGAGGUGCUGCCUGGGCCCCCGAGGCUAGGGGGCGCCCACGGGCCCCUGGUCCUGCCAGAGAGUGUGCAAUUCGGGCCUCAC
This is a messenger RNA of Hyaena hyaena (striped hyena), 1733 nucleotides long. It is a transcript of the gene TRIM65, whose product is annotated as tripartite motif containing 65. Bases 14 to 1654 code for a protein of 546 amino acids. The record is from RefSeq and is a predicted model, not a curated record. Lineage: Eukaryota; Metazoa; Chordata; Mammalia; Carnivora; Hyaenidae. Gene Ontology annotation, biological process: positive regulation of autophagy. Gene Ontology annotation, molecular function: zinc ion binding; protein binding. The transcript is spliced from 6 exons.